Molecule: messenger RNA, 1638 nt
Organism: Chlorella variabilis
Lineage: Eukaryota; Viridiplantae; Chlorophyta; Trebouxiophyceae; Chlorellales; Chlorellaceae
Exons: 13
Coding region: 1-1638 (545 amino acids)
Biological process (GO): positive regulation of proteasomal ubiquitin-dependent protein catabolic process; protein polyubiquitination; ubiquitin-dependent protein catabolic process
Cellular component (GO): cytoplasm; ubiquitin ligase complex
Molecular function (GO): zinc ion binding; ubiquitin conjugating enzyme binding; ubiquitin protein ligase activity
Source: RefSeq, a predicted model, not a curated record
AUGACGCCGCCGCCAGGCGGCGACAACGACUGGUUUGAGGACUAUGAUACAGACAUGAGCGAUGCCUCGGGGCAUCCCAGCGACCAGGACAGCCCAUACCAAAGCGACAGCGACGGCAGCGGCAGCGGGCGCAGCAGCAGCGACGACGACGCCGGCGACGACGGCUUCCAGGAGCGCACGGCGUCGGAGGGCGGCGCCGACCAGUACAAGCGCAUGUACACGGUCAUAGACAGGCAGAACCUGCGCAGGAUGCAGGACGAGGCGCUGUCCCAGGUUCAGUCGAUCCUGGGGUGCAGCACCACCACCGCCCGUGCCCUGCUCAUCUAUUUUUCCUGGGAUGCCGAGGCGCGGAGCGUGGGCAGGGAGGAGGUGUACAAGCGCGCGGGGCUGGUGUCGCAGGCGGAGGAGGCACCACAGUCAGGGGCGGCGGCCGCUGCCGCCGACGAGGUGUCCUGUGGGGUGUGCAUGUGUGACGUGCCGCGGCAGGACACCACCACCAUGGACUGCGGCCACACCUUCUGCAACGAUUGCUGGCAGGAGCACAUGCGGAUCAGCAUCUCAGAGGGCAUGAGCCGACGGCUCAAGUGCAUGGCUGGCAGCUGCGGCGUGGUGUGCAAUGAGGUCAAGGUAAAGCAGCUGCUCAAGGGCAACAAGCCGCUGCUGGCCAAGUACGAGGAGACGCUGCUAGAGAGCUACGUGGACGACAACAAGCGGGUGGACUGCACGUGCGGGCACAAGUUCUGCUUUGCGUGCUGCGAGGUGCAGCACAGCCCCGCCACCUGUGAGAUGUACCGCGACUGGGAGCAGCGGCUGCGGGACGGCAGCGAGACCAACAGCUGGCUCCACGCCAACACCAAGCCCUGCCCCAAGUGCAGCAAGCCGGUGGAGAAGAACGGCGGCUGCAACCUGGUGCUGUGCCGCUGCGGCCAGGCCUUCUGCUGGCUGUGCGGGCAGGCCACGGGGCGGGCGCACACCUGGACCAACAUCGAGGGCCACUCCUGCGGGGCGUAUAAGGAGGAGGCGGAGGCGCGGGCCAACGAGGCGCAGCGCAACCUCAAGCGCUACCUGCACUACCUCACCCGCUACGAGGCCAACCUGCACGCCAUCAAGCUGGAGCCGCAGCUGCGCAAGGGCUGCGAGGCGCGUGUGGACCGGCUGAUGGAGGCCGACCCCGCCUCCAUGACCAACUUCUCCUGGCUCAGCGACGCGCUCACCCAGCUCUUCCUGGCCCGCAACUACAUCUUUGCCUUCUACAUGUUUGGGCAGAGCAUGUUCCGGGAGGACUUCACGCCGCAGGCCAAUGCCAUCAACCAGGCGCUGUUUGAGGACAAGCAGGGGCAGCUGGAGGCGGAGGUGGAGCGGCUGAGCCAGCUGAUUGAGAACCUUGAGUUCCAGUGGCCGCUGUCCCUCAUCAGCGACAGCAGCUGGCAGGGGCUGCCCGAGCAGCGCAUGGGCAUCAUCAACCUGGCCGCCAUCAUCGACAUGCGCAUACGCAAGAUGUAUGAGGUGACGGGGGAAGGGGCAGGCGACGUGAUCGACCUCACGGCGGCGCACAGCGACGACGGCAGGACGGGGAGGGCCAAGGGCAAGGCCCCCGCCGCCGCCGCGGGCCGCGCCAAGCGCAAGGCGGGCAGCUGA